AUGUGUCUAUUAUUUGUGUCGACAGUGGCUGGCAAAAGCAAGUUCGAUAAGGUAGCCAAAAUUGCGAUGGAGGUGCUGAAUCAAGCGCGUUUACCAGGGACGAUAAGGCAAUGUCGAUGCAAUGAGGAAGAAAUCUGUGGCCAACAAGCCAUUCAACAGGCGACAAGCUGUGCUCCUGGAUGCUAUGGAUCUUUCAAUCGAGUUGCUUCCAAUCCUGCCGCUCUACAGGGUUGUUUAAAUCAGAAAAUACCAGUGCUUCAGCAAUUCUUACAAUGUAUCAUCCAUGAAGCCGGCAGUUGCUCAAACAGCGCAGAACAACCGCAAGUGACACACUACGAUUUCCGGAGGGCACUGCAAAUCGGUGUCGCUCGGGUUCAGUCGAGUCGAGGCGAGAUCUUGAGCUCGUCAUCUUUGAAAAAUAUUCAGGGUUUCGCAAACGCUUUACUCGAUUUCGGGGUUUGUGUCGAGAGUUGUGCAGCACAACAAAAUGUUGUCGGCACAUGCUUUGAUCGAAAUGGAUGUAAUCCUCGAUUUGACGAACGAAAAGCAAAACGCGGGCUGAAGAGUUGCAUGAAGCGGUUGAACUGGAAGCAGCAUGCCGGUCAACUCUGCGACUGUGCCCUUGGCGCCGGAGUGGCCGAGCUCAACCGCUUCUGUCCGAUCCUCAGGUUGAUGUCUGCUCCU
This is a messenger RNA of Mesorhabditis belari, 684 nucleotides long. NCBI's taxonomy places the organism in Eukaryota, Metazoa, Nematoda, Chromadorea, Rhabditida, Rhabditidae. The record is from the annotation of a GenBank genome assembly.